Molecule: messenger RNA, 7607 nt
Organism: Thalassophryne amazonica
Lineage: Eukaryota; Metazoa; Chordata; Actinopteri; Batrachoidiformes; Batrachoididae
Product: fibrillin-2
Exons: 20
Coding region: 1-6924 (2307 amino acids)
Biological process (GO): cell-matrix adhesion
Molecular function (GO): calcium ion binding
Source: RefSeq, a predicted model, not a curated record
AUGCUGGACUCAGUGAAGAAGGAUGGUAUGGUCUACAGUGUCAAAGGCGGCCGAGAGGUCCAGGAACAAGAGAAGGGAUGGAGAGCCCUGGUCAGAAGCCACCAACAAAUCAUUGUUGCCAAUCUCAAGGACUGUGAAGCAGCAGGCAGUAAAUGUGAUCCACGGGCCAACUGUUUGAAGUUCAAAAACAGCUUCACCUGUGUGUGCCACACAGGCUACCAGGGUGAUGGUGUGCAGUGCUCUGACAUCGAUGAAUGCCAGACAGGCCUGCAUGACUGUCACUCAAAAGCUAGCUGCAACAACACACUGGGCAGCUACAGCUGCACCUGUAACAGUGGCUACACUGGAAAUGGCACCAGCUGCAAAGACAUCAAUGAGUGCCUGAAAGACAAUGGGGGUUGCCACAAAAAUGCACAAUGUACCAACCAGGAGGGUGGGCGGGAGUGCAAGUGUGAAAAUGGCUUCACAGGUGAUGGAUUCCAGUGCACUGAUAUUGAUGAAUGCCUUGACAGUGCUCGCUGCCACUGGGAUGCAACCUGCACGAACAACCCUGGAUCCUUUGUGUGCACCUGUAAGUCCGGUUAUAAAGGCAAUGGAAACUACCUGUGUCUGGAUGUAGAUGAGUGUUCAGAGAAUUCUCAUUCGUGUUCAUCUAUGCUUGGCUACAGAGGCUGUGAAAAUCUGCCUGGCUCUUUCCAGUGCACAUGCAGUAGUGGCUUUGAAAGCAAUGGCAAAAGCUGUAUGGACAUUAACGAAUGUGCCAAGAAAACCUGCAGCCUGUACGCAGAUUGUGAAAACACCAUUGGUUCAUACCGGUGUACUUGCAAAGAUGGUUUCAUGGGAAAUGGAGAAGUGUGUGCAGACAUAAAUGAAUGCAGUGAAAAUAAUAAAUGUGACAGGAACGCACUGUGCAUCAACAGGCUUGGAAGCUACGACUGCUCCUGUCUGGGAGGUUUUGAGGGAGAUGGACGAGAGUGCUCGGAUAUUGAUGAGUGUGCAACAACAGAUAUCUGCCCCUCCAUCACUACUUGCGUCAACACUCCUGGGUCAUAUCAUUGCGACUGUGGUUCUGGAUUCCGCCUUAAUAACUCAGUGUGCCAAGACCUUGAUGAGUGCACAUCGGGCUACUGCAGCCCCUACGCUACAUGCACUAAUUCUCCUGGCAGUUUUUUUUGUGCGUGCAUGAAUGGCUACAAAGGUGACGGCUUCACCUGCAAGGAUGUGGACGAGUGCUCAGUGGGACGGAAGUGCCUCGCCAGUGCUAUUUGCACAAACUUCCCUGGCACCUACAACUGCACCUGUCAGUUGGGAUAUUCUGGAGAUGGAGUGAGCGAGUGCAAGGAUGUGAAUGAGUGCCUGGUGGAUAAUGGAGGAUGUGGCAGCAAUGCUGUGUGUGUCAACAUUGAGGGCUCCUACAAAUGCGAGUGUAAAUCAGGAUUUAUUCUAAUCAAUCAGACUCUCUGCCUAGAUAUAGAUGAGUGUAAAGACAAUCCAUGUAAAGUGAAUGAAGAGUGCAAGAACACCAAGGGGAGCUAUGCAUGUGCCUGUCGGGUUGGUUACUACAAACCUGUAGGCAACAAGGAUUGUGUUGACAUAGAUGAAUGUCAGGAUAACCCGUGCCAUGUUCAUGCCACAUGUCUCAACAUAAUUGGGUCUCACACCUGCACGUGUAAGCGAGGUUUUACAGGAAAUGGCACUCUUUGUCAGGAUAUCGAUGAGUGUUCUGUGGUGGAUGUAUGUGACCUACAUGCUCUAUGUACCAACUCUGUAGGAGACUUCACCUGCUCCUGUCAGCAGGGUUUUGUGGGUGAUGGCUUCUCCUGCCAGGAUGUGGAUGAAUGCAUGGCGUCCAACACCACGUGCCCAAGAUUCUCAAGGUGUGUCAACUCCCCUGGUGCUCAUGUCUGCUCAUGUUUGAAUGGCACAGUGACCUUCAAUGAUACCUGCGUGCCACCAAGUGUGCUAUGUAAGCCUGCUUGUCACCGUCAUGGAUUGUGCCAUCUUUCACCCUCUGGAUACCAGUGUGUGUGUGACCUGGGUUAUGUGGGUGAUGGGGUGACUUGCUCUGACAUAGACGAAUGCCAGAAGGAAAACAUUUGCCCUAAAAAUGAGACUGAAUGCAUGAAUAUUCCAGGAUCAUAUUCCUGUGUCUGCAAGGAGGGCUACGUAAGCAAUGGAACAGAAUGUACAGAUGUGAAUGAAUGCAUCACGGAGCCGAAGCAGUGCAGUAACUUUGCGCAGUGUGUGAACACAGUGGGGAGCCACCUCUGCUUCUGUCUCAGCGGCUUCACGGGUGAUGGGAAAAACUGCUCAGACAUUGAUGAGUGCCAAGUGGAAAACGGAGGAUGCCAUCCAGUUGCCAGCUGCACUAACACGCAAGGGUCUUUCAACUGUACCUGCCCACCUGGCACAGAGGGAACUGGAUUUAACUGUCAGGAUGUGAACGAGUGUGAGCAGAACCCCUGCAGUGCCCAGGCUUUGUGCCACAACACAAACGGAUCCUACAUCUGCCAAUGCCACAACGGAUUCCAGGGCGAUGGCUUCCUUUGUGAAGAUGAGGAUGAAUGUAUCCUCCCGACACGCUGCAGUGAGAACAUGACAUGCAUCAACACUGCUGGCUCUUACUCCUGCAUGUGUAUUUUGGACCUCGUGUAUGAUAUAGGCACAUGUGUUAGUGAAGACACUUGCCUGAAUGCUAGUAGUAUCUGCCACCCCUUUGCCAAGUGCCACACUGAUCAUGGCUCCUUCUACUGCCAGUGCAGGGAUGGCUACCAAGGCAAUGGUACUGAAUGCUGGGACGUGGAUGAGUGCACACAGUUAUCUGAUGACAUCUGCCCUCCAUUCUCCGACUGCAACAACAGCAAUGGAUCCUACAGCUGUGACUGCUGGGAAGGCUUUAAGGAUAACGGAACACACUGUGAAGAUGUGGAUGAAUGUUUUGCUGGAAACUACACCUGUCCUGACAACAGUACCUGCUCUAAUGUGGAGGGGAACUACCGAUGUCCCUGUGUGCUAGGUUUCUUUGCUAAUGCCUCUCUGUGCUUAGAUGUAGAUGAGUGCUCCCUUGGCCACGUGCAGUGCCCUAACUUCUCCAGCUGUCUAAACAAAGUGGGAUCUUUUGAGUGUCAGUGCUGGGAAGGUUAUGAAAGAAACAAUACUGAGUGUGAGGAUAUUGAUGAGUGUCGACACAACUCCACCUGUCCUGAGUAUAGCACGUGCAUAAACAACAAUGGCAGCUACCUGUGUCUUUGUGACUAUGGCUUUUCCAUGGUGGAUAACUUGUGUGUGGAUAUUGAUGAAUGCAAUGACAGUGAGACGGGGGAGCUUUGCAACAAUGGGACAUGUAUGAAUGUUAUGGGCUCUUAUUACUGUAAAUGUGUUAAAGGAUUCUGGAGUAACCUGACAGAGUGUGUGGAUGUAGAUGAAUGUUCAAACACCUCCAGUUCUUCAGUAUGUCAGCACCAUUCCACGUGUGUUAACACCAUUGGGUCUUACUUCUGCCCUUGCGAUGACGGCUUCAUUCUAAAUAGAACCAAGUGUCAGGAUGUGGACGAGUGUGGCACUCAAGAUGACACCCCUUGCCCUGAGAACUCAUUAUGCAAUAACACAUUGGGGUCAUUCUCAUGUUCAUGCCUUUUUGGCUAUGCACCCAUUAACUUGGGCUGUGAAGAUGUAGAUGAAUGUGCAGAUAACACAACCUGCCGCUCUGAUCAGGUGUGCACCAACAUGCCUGGAGCAUACAAUUGCUCUUGCCCAAUGGGGUAUCAUGAGGCACACACCAAUAAAUGUGUUGACACCAAUGAAUGUGAUAGUUCACCCUGCCAUCCCAUGGCUCAUUGCUGGAACACCCCUGGUUCCUUUUUAUGCUACUGCCCUCUGGGCUAUACUGGAAAUGGUACAUGGUGCAAAGAUGUUGACGAAUGUAUGGCCCUGAAGAACCCGUGCCACCACCACGCUCAUUGCCACAACACUCCAGGGUCAUUUACAUGCCUGUGUACGCCAGGCUUUAUGCCUGUUGGUCCGCUGUGUGUAGACUUUGAUGAAUGCCAACAGGACAACAGCCAGUGUCACCCCCAUGCUACCUGCUCCAACCAUGUGGGAAAUUUUCAGUGCACAUGCAACCAGGGCUGGAAGGCCACAAAACACAACGGACAUGGAAAAGAAGGAUGUGUGGACGUAGAUGAGUGUGUGUCUCCGACAGCAUGCCCAGGGAAUACAUCCUGUACCAACCAGCCAGGAUCAUUCAGCUGUUCUUGUUCCAAAAGCAGCACAAUGUGCAGAGAGAUGGAUCUGAAUGAGAGCACCCUGUUCCCUUUCGGAUCUGAGGUUGGUGAUAAAGCAGUAAAAGUGGACACAGAAGAUGGAAAUUCACCUUAUAUCUCUCCAUCAAUGGGAAUCCCCGUCUUUGGAAAACUGCAUGACAGAGUUUAUUUUUCUGACAAUGGCCUUAUCCAGUUUCAAACCAGCACUGAGAAUGAGCAGUAUCUGCUGCCGGCGCCGUGGGCAGAAGGUUUCCCUCUUCACUUGAAUUUGACUCUGCUGGCAGUGUUCUGGGAUGAUGCUGACCUCACUCUGGGAGGUCAGCUGCACUAUCAGGAAUACCACAGAAUGGAUUUGACAGAUGUCUACUCUCAGAUCGUGUUUAAUCGUACAGCAGACGACGUGACAAAGUUUGAGGAGAAGAGGAACAAGCCUGCUUUUAUUCCUGAGUGGAUCCUGAAGAUCACAUGGGACCAUGUGAUGCCUGUCUCCAACCAGAAGAUCAACCUCUCAGAGACUAAUACUUUCCAGUGUAUCCUGGCCACAGAUGGUGUUCGCUCCUUCGCGCUGUUGCGAUACGGGGAUAUGAAGUGGGGUCCUGGUCAGAGGAAAUACCACGAUGCACUCAUUGGCUACACAGAUGGAGGACAGCGCACCCACCAGGAGAUCACUGUCCCUCCAGAAAACCUUUUUGGUUUUGGGGGUAGAUACAGGCCCCAGCAGGUCCAAGGGACAAUGGGGAAGUUCGGCGAGUUGCUGUAUGAUUUAGCAGGACCUACAGAUUCAAACUCAGAUCCUGCUGUCAGAUGCCAGGCAUGGGCCACGAAGGAGCCGGAUCCAGCAGAGUGGACAAAAGGGCUGCCUUCAUGUCCGUGCACUCGUUCUCAGAUUCUGAAGGACAUGUCAUUCAUGCAAGAGAUCCUGUCAAUGGGACAGGUCUCCACUGAGGAGAAGCUGAGAAGUCAGCGCUGGGGCAGCAGCGGGGGUCAUGUCUUCUGGUCCAUCCUGUCCAACAGCUUUGGUUCAGGGAAGCGAUGUGUGUAUGAGCCAGAAGGUCCUCUGCAGGCGGGGUAUAACGAACGAUACUUCUCCAGACCUAAGACCUGGCAGCAUCUUGAUGAAGAUCUUCUGCCAUUCCAGUGGUGUUGCAUUGAGUCUCCUUUAUGCCAGCUUUACCUCAACAAGAGACCUGUGGAUCGUUGCCAAGGGUACAGUUGGGCCAGUCCUGAAAGCUCCACCAGAGCCGAGCAGAGGAGACGCGGUGUAGCAAUGGUGUACGGCAGCCUCCAUUUCGUGACCUUCGAUGGGAGUGAGUACUCCUUCAAGGCCCUGGGAGAGUAUGUGAUCGUGCGGCUCUCCUCCAACACCGGCUAUAAUAUCUUCACCCUGCAAGGUCAGACCGACAAACUCCAAACAGAUACAGGGGCGAUCAUUGAAGUCCCGGCGGUAGUGCGCAUGGCUGCCUUUCACCAAGGCAUUGGCAAGAUUGAAUGGCAUUGUGCAGAGAAAAGAGACAGACUGCAGGUUUUUGUGAACGAUGAUGAGCUCUCAGUCACUGUUGGUGUAGUCCACAUGGGUAAGGAGGGCUUCGCUGUCCGCUGUCUGUCACUGAGUGGCUGUGCUGCAGUGUAUGCCAGCGGUCUGCAUGUGAACGUGUGGUGCGUUUUAGGCAGCAAUCAGCUGGGCUGCAUGGUGGAGGUUCCACAGGCCUUUCACAACCGCACUGUUGGUCUCAUGGGCCACUGGAGCUCCAACAAAACUGAUGAUUUCCUCAUGUCUAAUGGCAAGAUCGUACAGUCACCUGAUCUCAGUGUUCCCUCAGAAGAGAGACUGCAUGACUUUGGCCUGUCUUGGAAAGUUCCAGAUAUAGACGAAUGUCAGGAGCUCUCAGCUUGUCCCAAUGCCAAAUUUGUGUGUGUGAACCAACCAGGAUCUUUCACUUGCAACUGUAGAUACCAGAAGACCAAAGAGGCUGAUAACUGUGGUGAGGCUGCCAAUCCCCCAGGAUCAAACGUGUUCAAUGUGGCCCUGGAAUGGACAAACAGCAGAUCUGAUGGACUCCAACAACUGGAGGACAUUCUGUCCAAAGGAUUUGAGAACAAAUUCUACAAUGUCCUUAAGAAAAAUUGGGGACCGCCAGGUUCCAGUCCUAAGCUCGAGGAAUAUUACAUCAACAUGUCCAGUGACACGCCCCACUGGUACGUCAGAGACUACAUAUUCAGAGUGAGCAACUACUACAGUAUCAAAGCCGCCGAGGUCGGAGAUCUGAAUGAAUGUGAGACAAAGGAGGUUGUGUGUACCCCUCCUGCCUUCUGCUCAAACACCUACGGAGGCUACCGGUGUGUCUGCAAGGGCACAGCUGAUGUGGAUGAAAACCAGGCUUGUGGAACAGAAAAGCAGAAUGAUGUGAAUGUGGACCUGAUUCUGGGUCUGGUUCUGGGCAUCGGCAUCCCUCUGCUCCUGCUGCUCCUCCUGGCUGUGGUGGCCUGCUGCUGCUGCUGCAAGAAGACCGUUACUGGAGACCUCCCUCACUUGUUGCCAGAAAAUAUAAGGGGACAAUACAACCCUCCACCCUACAACUACUCAGAUUCUGCUCUGCACUACAUUACCCACUGCAGCCCACGGAUCAUAGAUGACCUCCAACUCAGGAGACACCGCAGAUAGCACACACUGAAACACAAAUAGAAUGCCUCAUUUUCAACACACACAAAGCCAAAGGACACAAAGUUCUGUGUCUGUGUGUUAUAUAAUGCCACAAAGACAGACUCUUAUUUAUACUGCAACAAACAACAAGUAAUUAAAUGUGGGUAACUUAUGAAGUCAUUUAUUUUCAAUCUGCUGUGCUGAGUGCUGCACCUGUCAGCAAACCCUUUGGACUACGCCACAAUUUACACUCAGAGUCUGACCCAGCAAAAACUCAACAAUCUCUUGGCCAAUGACAUUGAUGAAAAGUAAACCACUGCAGUGGUCUUUGGUUUCCAGCUGAUUCAAAGCCAACACUCUUCUUCUCAGAAACAUUCAUGUUUGUUAAAGCAUCUACUGUCAGGAACCAUCCAGCACCUACUGUUACCACUCGAAAAAGUGCACAGACUCAAUCUACCAUUCUCUGAAGACCAUCUAUAUCAUCUGCUAUCUACAAAACUCUUUAUUUCAGUUUGUGUAGGUUUUUUUUUUUUUCAGAUUAUUUUACCAACCAUGCAUAAGAAUGUAGCUGUCUUUUUUUUCUGGUUAAUUUAACAAAGCACAAUGAUUUUAUAUUUAAUUCUUUUCUUUAUUAUUGAACUGUCACUGUAAGUAAAAUGAUAUGUAAAUAUUAUGUAUAUAAUUAAAAGUUUGUCACUUCUGAA